GCUUCAGUUUGCCGCUGAGUUAACUGGAGAUCGGUCGAAAAUCUAGAGUGGGAACUGCCCCUCGAAAACAGCGUGUUGGAUACGAAUUCACGGAUCAUGUACAGGACUUUUGUUUGGCUGCUAACCCUAAUGGCUGUGGCAAGUGCCGCCACCUCUGCUCGGGACUACCUGCCACGCCCCCCCGCCAGAGCCUACGUCUACGGCACGCCCCCGCCCAGCACAAUGGCCCAGCUGCGACGGAUAGUCCAAGGUCACCUGGAGCGCUUCCAGCAGGCGGAGCAGGCGCACUUCUCCCGCCGCGCCAAUGUGCAGCUGGGGAAAACGGAAGUGGCGGCGGAUAGGAAGCCGCUGGCGAUGCAACUGUGGGUGGUUCACACGCCCGCCGUUUCCGGCGCGGCCUCGGAUAACGUCCUCGAUUACGCCCUGCCGCCCAACACGCCCACGCCGAAGGACUACGCGCACAAGUUCCUGCCCGAGGGCAAGGAUGUGGUACCCGGAAGCUCUUACAUACCGCUGCGGUUGGUGGUGAUAAAGCGCUGAAGCAGCUAUGUGAAUCUUUGGGCGGCGGCUUGCCUUUUGUUGUUCGAAAACAAGUUGCGGCGGAAUGCCGAUAUCCGAUACCUAAUGCCCAACCAGUAGUUGGCUAAUUGGCUUUAAGCUUACUGGUUCCUAGCGCUAGUCCAGACAUAGUUUAGUUGUUUAUG
Messenger RNA from Drosophila santomea, 704 nucleotides. RefSeq lists its product as uncharacterized. Lineage: Eukaryota; Metazoa; Arthropoda; Insecta; Diptera; Drosophilidae. The record is from RefSeq and is a predicted model, not a curated record. The coding region runs from base 97 to 540 and encodes 147 amino acids. The transcript has 2 exons.